Messenger RNA from Andrographis paniculata, 1364 nucleotides. Its product is annotated as chloroplastic lipocalin. The record is from RefSeq and is a predicted model, not a curated record. The transcript has 5 exons. The coding region runs from base 259 to 1266 and encodes 335 amino acids. NCBI's taxonomy places the organism in Eukaryota, Viridiplantae, Streptophyta, Magnoliopsida, Lamiales, Acanthaceae. Gene Ontology annotation, molecular function: small molecule binding.
UCAACUCAAGAAAAAAUGUCGUAUACUCAAACUUCUGAAAUAUCAGAGGAAUGAAGAGCUCUUCCAAGACGGUCGUCGCUGAAAAUUCAGUCAUUUCUCCGAUUCUAUUCAUCACUAAAGUAUUUAACCUAAAUCCCUCUAAUUUAUGGUUUAUCCACAGCACAUGAGCUGGGCCAGGCCAGGCCAAUCAGAUUUUCAGUUUCGAUUCUGUCUCACACCUCCAUUUCCAGCCUCCCGAGGGAAGGAAGAAUCUCUAAGAUGGUGUACCAAUGUACUAAUCUCGUGGCAGCUCAACCGCGUCCAUUGUUGCUUCAAUCGCAUAAUUCGCGCCUGAGCAGGGGAAUGCCAGCUAAAGGGAUAUCCAAUUGCCGUCGUGAGCAUUCUAUAGUGAUCAAUUUUGGUGUUAAACAAGCAAUAUCAGGUCUUGCAGCAUCAAUAGUGUUGCUAACCGAGACAAACUUGGCUGCUGCUUCAAAUAUAUAUCAUGAAAAUACAUACCAGCUUGCGAGUGCAGCAGAUGAAAAGCUGGUUCUUCCCUUGGACAAUGAUGAAGGAAAUGGAAUGAUGAUGAUGAUGAGAGGUAUGACUGCGAAGAACUUUGAUCCAUCAAGAUAUGCUGGAAGGUGGUUUGAAGUUGCUUCUCUAAAACGUGGAUUUGCUGGGCAAGGGCAAGAAGAUUGCCACUGCACUCAGGGAGUUUAUACAUUCGAUCAGGAUACACCUGCUAUCCAAGUUGAUACCUUCUGUGUUCAUGGUGGACCGGAUGGCUAUAUCACAGGUAUUAGAGGUAAGGUUCAAUGCCUUCCCGAAGAAGAUCAAGAUAAAAAUGAAACGGACCUUGAAAAGCAGGAGAAGAUCACACAGAAGUGUUACCUCCGGUUCCCUACUUUGCCAUUCAUUCCCAAGGAGCCUUACGACGUAAUCGAAACAGAUUAUGAUAACUAUGCCCUUGUUUCAGGUGCCAAGGAUAAAAGUUUUAUUCAGAUAUACUCCCGGAAGCCAAACCCGGGGCCAGAAUUCAUCGAGAAAUACAAGUCUUAUUUAGCAACUCUCGGGUAUGAUCCGAUCAAAAUCAAAGACACGCCUCAGGAUUGCGAGGUGAUGUCAAACAGUCAGCUCGCUGCAAUGAUGUCCAUGUCUGGGAUGCAACAAGCUCUCACCAAUCAAUUUCCAGAUCUACAACUUAAAGCCCCCGUCGCCCUCAAUCCAUUCACUAGUGUCUUCGACACCCUUAAGAAGCUCGUCGAGCUCUAUUUCAAGCAGUAGUGGGCAGAACCCACUGCCAUAUAAACCAUUCUGUAUGUAUUCUACUCAUACAGCUAAUCAUCGAUUCACAAUGCAAUCUGAAUUCAGCAUUAAACACA